GUGUGUGUGUUGGUUUUUGUGGUUUACGAGGACUUUUGACCUGAAUACGCACCGGCAUUACGGGGACAUUUGGGUUUAUGAGGACACAGGCCAUGUCCUUGUAAUUCCGGCAAUGUAGAUGCCUUUCUCUAUGUCCCAGAAGCACCCUCUCCAAUUUUCGCGGCAUGUCCUUAUAUACCACAAAAACCUGAUUUUAUACCAUACACUGUGUAUCCUCUGUGUACGAGAGUGCGCCCCUGCAGCCGGGUCCUGGUACUGUACCGGCGUCAUCGAAAAUUUGCAUUUUUCACACAAGUGUAAGUAUUGAGGCCUGUGAUUGGUCAGAUCGCUACUGGUAGGCGGGAAAUCACGAAAACAAGAUGGCGCCGACGGGCGGAGCCUAAUUCCGCAGCCCCUAUUGGCUGCAUACGCAAUGAACAACAAGCGAGACAAGAUGGCGCCGGUGGGCGGAGCCUCAUUCAGCUUCAGCGUAGAGUCAUGCCUCAAGUUCAUUUCCUGUUUGGACCGGAUAGAAACUCUGCACCUGAGAAGACAUCUGAGCACCUGAUGGCGAGGCUGCUGUUAUUUUAAAGAAGAUGACAGAAGACACAUCAGAUCAUGCUGAAGUGAAACAGUGAUGGAGAAAGCCCAAGCUCUGGAGGAAGACAUACAGUAUUCACAAAGAUUCAUCAGUGAUUUCACCUGUGUCAGAUGGUAACUGAGAAGAAUCAGAUUCAGAAGAAUAAGAUACAGCAACAAUAAAGAUAAGCCGUGAGACCCCGCUGUCAUCAGUGACGAUUGUGCUGCUCUUACUGUGGGCCUACACCAGACUCUCAGUGAGGUUGGACCCUCUGCUCUCAAAAUGAACACUCUGUCCCAGUCAGAAGUCAGAGAUGUACAGAAGGUGAGCCCUGAGAAGGACCAGUUAUCAAUGGACCAUCAAGACGGUGUUAGACGGAGAAGAUGAGAUCAGUAUGAUGGAUCCUGAUGAAAGCGUUUCUCAGGAUGUUGUUCCUGCUGGAGCUGCGCAGGCGUCUCCAGUAAUGCUGAUGUUCAGAAGAUGCCCAUUUGGAAAACUGCUGAGUUUGUCAAGAUUGAAUUUUGCUGGCUUAAAGCCCUCUUGCACACAUCCAGGAUUGAUAGCCGGCUGACCUCUUUGUUGUUCUGCUGAGUAAGUUCCUCCUUCAGAUAAGACUGCCCAAAGACUCCUGCUCUCCAACCUGUCAACAUCCAAAAAGCCCUCAGCCACUCGCUGGGGCAAAACAGCAUCACCAUGGAUACAGAGUCCACCUACUCUGGCUACUCGUACUACUCAGGCCGGUCAAGGGGAUCUCAAAGGCACGGAGAGCAUAGCCGGGACUGCCACAAAUCCCUAAGUAAGGGGAGCAGUCGCUCUGAGAAGUCUGUCACUAUCAACGCUCCGCCAGCAGAGCCACUGUUAGGAGACCAGUCAGUGAGAGGAGAAGAGGUUCAGGAUGAUAACUGGGGUGAGACUACAACAGCUGUCACUGGGACCUCAGAACACUCUCUAUCCCAGGAAGACAUUGUUCGCAUCAGCAAAGACCUCGACGACAGCGUGGGCUUAGACUGCAAACGUUAUCUAAGUGUCACUCUCUCUGUCAUCCUGGGACUGGUGGUCUUUCUGACUCCACUUGCCUUCAUUAUCCUGCCUCACCUCUUCUGGUCUGAUAGACUGAGAGCCUGUGGAACAGCCUGUGAAGGUCUCUUUAUAUCCGUGGCAUUUAAACUGUUGAUUUUGUUGUUGGCACUGUGGGCUUUAUUCUUCAGGCCACGCAAGGCUAGCUUGCCAAGAAUCUUCAUCUUUCGAGCCCUACUGGCCACAUUGGUGCUACUGAUUGUGCUUUCCUAUUGGUUGUUCUAUGGAGUAUGCAUCCUGGACUCACAGGAUGAGGACUACCAGGGGAUUGUGCAGUAUGCUGUUUCACUAGUGGAUGCUCUGCUCUUUAUCCACUACCUGGCCAUCGUGCUGCUGGAGCUCAGACAGUUACAGCCUUACUUCUCUCUGUGUGUCACACGCUCCACGGAUGGAGAGACGAAACACUAUAACUUGGGUCAACUCAGCAUCCAGAAGGCAGCUGUGGUUAUAUUAGAGAACUACUACAAAGACUUCGCUGUCCAUAACCCUGCAAUGCUAACAGCUUCCAAGUCCCGCGCCACCAGACACCUGGCAGGCCUCAAAGUCUACAAUGUGGAUGGUCCAGGAGGGAAUAAUGCUGCAGCUGGUAUAGCCCAAUCUCAGUCUCGAGCAAUGAUUGCUGCUGCUGCCCGCCGCAGAGACAGCAGUCAUAACGAGCUCUACUACGAAGAGGCCGAGCAUGAGAGACGUGUCCGCAAACGCAGGGCUAGGCUGGUGGUGGCAGUGGAGGAGGCGUUUACACACAUUCGGCGCAUGCAAGAGGAGGAACAGAAUAAGUCACCUGGUGACGUGAUGGACCCCCGCGAAGCAGCUCAAGCCAUAUUCCCCUCCAUGGCCCGAGCGCUGCAGAAAUAUCUUCGGACCACCAGACAACAGCACCUCCACAGCAUGGAGAGCAUACAGCAGCACUUAGCUGUCUGCAUCACAAACAACAUGACACCCAAGGCAUUUCUGGAGAGUUAUCUGAUCCCAGGCCCUACAUUGCAGUAUGGACAAGACCGCUGGCUUGCUCGGCAGUGGACCCUUAUCAGUGAAGUCUCAGUUACCAGUGGCCUAAAAGAAGGGACCAUUUUUCUGCUCAAAUGCUUUGAAUUUAGCCUAGUGGUUACUACCAAAAAGAUACCUUACAUUCAGCUUGCUGAAGAAUUCAUUGACCCAAAGUCACACAAGUUUGUGCUUCGACUGCAGUCUGAGACUUCAGUUUAGAGAAAUCUCCAUUUUCCGCAAAAACAUAUUUUCUUUUGGGAGGUUUUUUUAGGACUUUAAAAUGUGUGUGUUAUAUAUAUAUAUAUAUAUAUAUAUAUAUAUAUAUAUAUAUAUAUAUAUAUAUAUAUAUAUAUAUA
This is a messenger RNA of Megalobrama amblycephala (Wuchang bream), 2979 nucleotides long. Its product is annotated as vang-like protein 1. Gene Ontology annotation, cellular component: plasma membrane. The transcript is spliced from 17 exons. Gene Ontology annotation, biological process: multicellular organism development. The record is from RefSeq and is a predicted model, not a curated record. Lineage: Eukaryota; Metazoa; Chordata; Actinopteri; Cypriniformes; Xenocyprididae. The coding region runs from base 1253 to 2842 and encodes 529 amino acids.